UUUUAACCUAUACAAAAAAAGUUUCAUGUAUAUUUUGAUUUUUAUUGUAAUCUAAAAAUGGGUACUCAAAACCCUUCUGCCGUGUUAGAUGUGAUUUCAGAGCAUAAGGAAAUAACCGCAUUACUGUCAAAGGAUAGUACAAAGGACCUUGACCAUUCCAGUAUAUGCAGUGGAUCCACCUUUGAUAAUGACAAUUCAUUAGUACAUUCGCCGAGCAUAGAAAGCUUCUCGAGCAUACAAGACAUUGAAAAUUUGGCUGAAUUAAAUAUGGACGAGGACUCAGAUUUGACUGUUAAAAUUGAUAACCCGGAGAAGCAUUUGGAUACCAUGGAAACCUAUAUCACAUUUAGGGUUACCACUAGGUCAGCUAGAAUUGAAUUUUCUGAUCAUGAGUAUGUUGUGAGGAGGAGAUAUAAGGACUUUUUAUGGUUAAGACAUAGGCUUAUUGAAUGCCAUCCAUUUUGUAUAGUGCCGCCCUUGCCAGCUAAACACUCCUUAAUAGGACAGCUAGAUAGAUAUUCCAAAGAUUUUAUAAUAACAAGAAUGAAGUCUCUGAAUGUAUUUGUAAGCAGAAUAUGUCACCACCCAAUCUUGAGUUGCAAUGAGAAUUUUAAAGUGUUCUUAACUGCAUCACCUUCAAAUUUUGCAACAUACCGAAAGAAGAAAGCUUCAGUCACAAGUAGUAAUGGCAGCAUAACAACCUUAAGCUCUACACAUUCAACCCUCAAAAGUCGCCAUAUAGAAUUUGACAAGAUGAAAAGUUACCUCUCAACCUUGGCAGAAAAAUUAAACUCUAUAGAAAAAAUUUCAAGCCGUAUUAACAAAGAACGCAGUGAUCUCAUAGCAGAAAUAUCCAAUUUUCAUCCAAUAUUUACAAAAUGGGCCAGUUUUGAGCCUCAGUUAUGCACAACUCUUGAAAAUAUUGCUCAUGCUUUGGAGAGGAGUUCAAAUGCUCAAAGUGCAUUAGUACUUUGCUAUAGUAACAGCAUGAGCAUACCUAUUAGGGAAUUUCUACAGUAUAUUGAGGUGGUCCAAGAAGCAUUAAAAAAGAGAGAGUUGUCUCAGUACAAUUAUGAAAUGUGUUUAGAUGAGCUUAAUAGAAGACACACUGAAAAAGACAGGCUUCUAGCUAUUUCACAAGACUCCAACCAUCAUCCACCCACAGGAGGUUUCACAUUAUGGAGACAACCAACUUGUGAUGAUAAAUUGGAAAAACUUGGAGCACACAUUCCUCAAUUACUUAAAAAGGUUGAAACAGCCCAAGAUAACCUUGAAAUGGCCAGUGAGAGCUUAAGAAGUGAUUUGGAGGGGUGGCAGCUUGAAAAGAAACAGUGCAUUAAGAAGAUACUUUUAGAUUUUGUUAAUAAGCAAAUAAAUUAUUAUCAAGCUAAUGUGAACGCGUGGGAACAUGUCACUAAUGAAAUGAUUAGUAGUAGAAAAGUUAAUCCAAGCACCAAAUGAUAUAGAAAGAAUUUAUUAUUUAUUUAUAAGUUUUAAGUUUUGUUCAUGCAUUCCAUUUAGUUGAAUAAUACCGUUUUUGACACCAAUUUGGGAACUCAAAAAUCGGUUGUAAUUGAUAGAACAUUUAGUCAUAUUUAUUUGAAGUUCACCAGUGAUGUAUUGUGUUCAUAUCGUUUUUGUGACUUAACAUUCCAUAUUUAUACUGCCAUAUCCAUACGUCAUUAUUGGUAUUUUAUAGUUUAAACUUGUUGAUAUUUUAUUAUGAUAUACAGCUAACGCAAAUACCAAAAAUUAAUACAAUCACGCCUAGGCUAAAAUAUUAUUUAAAAAAUAUUAGUUCAAAAGGAUAUUUAUAAUAUGUAUACUCGAAUAACAAGAAAUAUUUCUUCUAAAAGUAUUUUUAAUGCACUAUUAAUAAGGUUUAAUAUUGAAUGUAAGCAGGCUAGCAAUUAUAAUAAUGUA
Anthonomus grandis grandis is the source of this 1923-nucleotide messenger RNA. RefSeq names its product sorting nexin-7-like. The record is from RefSeq and is a predicted model, not a curated record. NCBI's taxonomy places the organism in Eukaryota, Metazoa, Arthropoda, Insecta, Coleoptera, Curculionidae. Gene Ontology annotation, molecular function: phosphatidylinositol binding. The transcript has 5 exons. Bases 58 to 1461 code for a protein of 467 amino acids.